ACCGGUGUUUCCGGUUCGCGUUUCCGGUUCACUCCAUCCCGAACUUUACCUCCGAACGUUCUUCUUGGGUUUCGUUCCGGAGCUGACCCACUCAGACUCACCUUUGAACCCUUUUCUCGCAGAUUUCCAGGAUGUCGCAGGAAAAUAUUUUCCUUUUUGUUCCGAAUUUAAUCGGUUACGCCCGCGUGCUGCUGGCGCUGCUCUCCUUCUUCCUGAUGCCCAUCUGGCCGUGGCCCGCCAUCUUCUUCUACCUGCUCAGCGGCCUCCUGGACGCCUUCGACGGCCACGCGGCGCGGGCGCUGAACCAGUCCACCAAGUUUGGAGCCAUGCUGGACAUGCUGACGGACCGCUGCGCCACCAUGUGUCUGCUGGUCAACCUGUCGCUGCUCUACCCCGCCUACGCCUUCCUGUUCCAGCUCAGCAUGUGUCUGGACGUCGCCAGCCACUGGCUGCACCUGCACAGCUCCACCAUCAAAGGCUCGGCGAGCCAUAAGAGCAUCGACCUGUCGGGGAACCCCGUCCUGCGGAUCUACUACACCUCCAAGCCCGUUCUGUUCGUGAUGUGCGCCGGGAACGAGCUCUUCUUCUGCCUGCUCUACCUUCUUCAUCACAUCCAGGAGCCUGCUGGCUGGCUCCUGUGGCUGCAGGGGCUCUGCGGCCUCAUCUGCCUGCUCAAGUCCGCCAUCAGCGUCCUGCACCUGGUCACCGCCUCCCAGAACAUGGCCGCCCUGGACGCCGCCGAGCGCGAGAAGGCGGCCAAGCAGCAGUGAGGCGUCGGGAGGACGGUCGCUUCCAGUGCUCUGAAGGUUCCUGGCCAAAUAUUUUCCAGCAUAAACGAAGAACGUCUGCUUCCUGUUCUGCCAUCCACCAGGGGGCGUGACCCCCUGCUGAGUGACAGCUCUGCACACUUCCUCCACAUUCCUGCAGGUCCAAGAAACCCCCCCCCUCCUCUGCUGCUGGACCCGCUGAGGAGCGAGGUUUCCUACGGCGGCUGAGAAGGCUCAAACUAGAACGGAGAACAUGCAGAUGGAAGAACACGCCGGCGCCGGUUCUGAUUCACAGCCUCUGACUUUAAGGGAACCCGUGAAGGAUAAUUACUGAGGAACUUUUCAGAAUAAGAGCUUUGAGAAUGCAUCUUUCUUUCCGUACACUUCUCUGUGGGUUUAUGGAGGAACUUCCUCAGAACCUUCCGGUCCGUUAAACCGCAGCUGUGAAUCUGAAGCCGACUUCCUGCGUUCCUUCAUCUAAAGGUUCUUGCCUGUUCUCUUGCUUGCAUUGUUGUCAUUUGCAGCCAUUGAGCUCUGUCAGCCUGGUUUCCAUGGAAACGGGGGGAUCUGUUAGAUGGGACACUAGCUUUUAGGAAGUUCCUCGGCAGAACCAGGCAGCUUCUCCUGAGGAGAACCCUCCUCCACGCGUCAUAGGAAGCCUGAUUUUAUUUGAAGAUUUGAUCGUAAUCCUCUUCACCUCUAAUUUAUUGCCGCCAUGACAUCAUGUCUAGUAGAACCUCCUGCGGCCGGAUCCAGGUGAGCUUUCAUAGGAGGCGGGUUCUGGUUCUGACAAACGGAUCCGCUGCUGAGGAAAACCCAGAAUCCUCUGAACAGAAGCCCUUUGGUGGUUUUCUUCAUGGGAUGCUGUGGGCUCCGUUCACCUGAGGAAGACCUCUUUACUGUAUGUGAUGAAGCCUGUUUGAAUGUGUAAAACUUUAUUGUCCAUCAGCGCUCGGCCGUUUGCCCCAGAAAUGUUGACGUUUUGUGGGUUUGAAGUUUCUGUGAAGCAAAUAAAUGGACUUCAGCCGUGAAA
Messenger RNA from Oryzias latipes (Japanese medaka), 1800 nucleotides. It is a transcript of the gene cdipt, whose product is annotated as CDP-diacylglycerol--inositol 3-phosphatidyltransferase (phosphatidylinositol synthase). Gene Ontology annotation, molecular function: CDP-diacylglycerol-inositol 3-phosphatidyltransferase activity. NCBI's taxonomy places the organism in Eukaryota, Metazoa, Chordata, Actinopteri, Beloniformes, Adrianichthyidae. Gene Ontology annotation, biological process: phosphatidylinositol biosynthetic process. Gene Ontology annotation, cellular component: Golgi apparatus; membrane. The record is from RefSeq and is a predicted model, not a curated record.